UUGCGACGUAAUUGUCUUAUAAAUAAAAUGUCGAACGAUCUCCUCUACUAAAUGUUAGACGUUGAUAUGGAUAAUUGUGUAAAUGUGAUCUUAGUUUUAAUUAGUUGGUUGUUCAGAAAGCCAGAGAACGAGAAGGAAAUUAUAUCUAAAAUACAGAAACACCGAGAUGAUUUCGUACGAUUUGUGACACGUCGACAAAAGACCAUUUUUUUUCUCUCCAUAUUAGCAGAUGAACUUGACACAGACAAGAAAAAAAUCCGAGCGAGUAAAAUAGCGUCAUCUGUCGGUGGAUUGUUUUCAGCUGGAUUAACUGUGGCUGGUGCACUCACGUUACCAACUGGCUUUGGUGCUCCAUUAAUAGCCGUCGGUGGUGUAGUGGGUGCUCUUUCCAGUGCGACAAGCGUUGGUGGUUCUAUAGCUGACAAAGUCCUUAGCAAGAAUACGAAACAGAGAUGCAACAAAGCGCUUGCAGAUGAUGAUGCAGCUGUAAAAGAAUAUCAAAAAUCGUCCCAAGUUUUCAGAAAUUUCAUAGUUUUAUCGGCUAAGUCUGUGUCUCCAGUUGGAUCCAUAGCAGCAACAGUAAUAGAGAUAUCUAAAUUCACAGAUUUCACAAUUGAUGCAACUGGAGCAGCAGCAAAAAACGUUCCUAUAAUCGGUGCUGUACUCAGCGUGAUCACCCUUCCCAUUGACAUUGCUACUUUAAUAUCCAACGCAGCAGACAUCCAUAAAUGCAACCCACACCAGAUAUCAAUUGGUAUACGAAAGCAGAUUGAGGAACUCCAAGAUGAACUGGAAGAGUUACAAACCAAACAUGAUAAAGAACAGGACGAGUUGGAUAAUAUCUUGUAUAACAUACAGCAUCCGCCGAUGACGGCUACUGAAGCGAUCAUUUAUAUUAGUUUAAUAGCCAUGCUGAUUGUCAUGAACGUGUCCACGGUUGUUUUGUUUUUUGGCCUGGACAGUCUUGGAUAUUAUCGGGGUUGAUAUUUAUUCCAAUUACUGAUAAUUAUGCGAUAUGCGACCCUACAUGGAUAAGUCAAUUCCUAAGGCUCAGUUUCAUUAAAUCUGUCCAAUAGAUUUGUAUUUUGUCUUUCACGGCAGCCACCCUACAUCGUUUACAGGGUGGUUUUAGAAAGGACUGUAAAUUAAAACUAUGACCAAGGAAACUAUUGUAGUAUCAUUUUAUUCUUUGGGGUAUAGCCUAAAGGGCAAUGAGCAAAGCCAAGUUGAAGAUAUGACAAGCAAUUAUCAAAUUUGGCACCCCUUGGAAAGCGUUAAACUAAUUUCAUUUUUAAAAACAAAACGAAAGUGAUGCUUAAUUACAAAAACAGGACUAAUGUUCGACGAAUAUUCAUUAAAGGGAGACAAUGAUUACAUCGCUGGAGAGGACACAUCAAAUAUGCACUGACUUUAAUGUUAAUUCGUUGUUCGGCUUUAACUUUCCAAAUUUGCGUUGGCUCCUAACCACAGACGAAACAACAUCUAGAAAAGUCUUGCACCAAAGAUUGCAUGGACAUUUUGAGAUACACAUUAUAGGAUAAAUGGUGGUCCAACUCAUAAACCGUGUAACAUUUAGCUGCUGUAAACUGGUAGCUUGAUAUUUUAUUUGCUUAGUUUCGCUAAGGCAAUCUGUAAAAUAAAAAUGGCAAUCAUACUAGGAACCAGAAACGUAAAUAUAAUACAGAAUUUGCAUCUUAUCACUGCAAAAUACAGGAUUCAUUGAGAGUACAACAUCGUGCGUAACACACGGCGUUCUUCAGGGGGCAAUCACCUUUUUAGGGCAGACCAUAUUUCAGUGCCAUUCCCAUGCCCCGGCAACGGACCUGAAGUAAGGCCAACCUAUUCAACAUAAUGUAACACAAAACUGUUAGUAUUGGUGGUGUUAUUGUCGACUUAUCAACUUCAGAAAUACAAUCCCAGAAUAUCAUUUUCCCUUUCAGAUUAAUUGCCCAUCGGUGUUAUUUGAGAACACUUUAUUUCAGAAAUACAAGAAUCUGAAUAUUAUCACGUUAAAUCUUGUAAUCGUGUUAAUAUAGAUAAAGUGGUAUCUAGUAAGGGCGCUAAGGCAAAAAAAAAGUUCAAUUUUUGACAAGAGUAUGAAAAUUAGCAUACCUGUAGUUGUUGAUAUCCUCUUUCGAAUAAGACCUGGACAAACGCGAUCUAACCUCGUUUUCGGUCGGCAUUUUGGAUUCAAAACGGCCGCCUCUGAAAUAUGUGUUUUUGGCUGUUUCAGUUUUACGAUAAGUAUGGAAUCUGAGUUUUAGUGCCCCCCUUAAACGUACAAAUGAAACAGCACGGGUCUUUUGCCACCACCAAUGAAUCAGUCAUAGUGGAACACAUCACCAACCACAUUUAAUUUUUGAACUCUUGCAAUAUAAAAGCACCUCUAGAGCAAAACCGAUAAAGCUGAUCGACCCCUAGUUAAACCGAGAUGUGGGACCUAGGGCUAAUGAUCAACUUAUACAUUGCCUUUUUAAAAAUAUGUUUCCGUGUUUUCCUCAAUUCCGGUCCACCACCAUCCCAUCUAUAUUUAAAGCAGAUUGUCGUCAUUAAAAAGGCAUUAUGCAACAUUUAGAUAAACACAUGUCCGUACUAUAAAAGAUCAAAAAUAGAAAAUGAAAAAUAAAAAUAGCCUAUUGAAAAUGUCUUUUGAAUCGCUCUUUUACUGGCCUUUUGUAUGGUUAUUUACAGAUCAAAAGACCGCGCAGUCAGAAAGAUAAGUCACGUUUUGUUUUUGUCAGUUUUCGAUCCUUAAAAGGUUUCCACAAACACACUGAUUGAAAAUAAAAUAUAAUAAAGUGGCAUGCGCCGAAUAUUUGUAAAUUUUUAAUUGUAUGAAAUUAUUAUUGUUGUUGAAUAUUUUGUAUAUAUUUGUCUACCAUCCACAUAUUUGUAUCACUUGCUUGAUAAAGACGAGUGUAUUUUCGUCGAAAUGUUGCAUAGGCCUAGGAUAUAUCUUUAGAGUAACUGUGGGUCCAUGAAAUUGUACCUCGUGUUAUCAUAAAACAAGCGGCCACAAAACUGACGCAAAAGUGUAAAAGGGAUUUUACUCCGGUGUUGAAAAGUAGAUGAACUUAAUAUGUUGCGUGUAAUUUAGUCCAAAUAUCUCACUCUUUCAUUGGCCUUUUGUACCGUUAUUUACAGAUCAGAACACCAUGCAGUCAGAAGGAUAAGCCACGUUUUGUUUUUGUCAGUUUUCGAUCCUUAAAAGGUUUCCACAAACACACUGAUCGGAAAUUUGAUUGUUUACCUUUCAAAUAUAUAUCCCAUACUUUUGUACAACUCGUAUGCUGUAAGUUGUGUCAAAUGCCAACCUGAUUAAAACACAGAUCUAUAUUUCGUUUCGUUUUGUUUUUUUAUCCUUUCGAUCGCCUUCACUAUAUAUGAAGAUCUGACCGGUUGUAGUGAUAGGGCGCUCUGACCGGUUGUAGUGAUAGGUCGCGUCAGAGGUCAUAUGAGUGGCUUUUGACCCUAUGACAUCAGACAUUUUAUUAGCCAAUCAGCAUUGGUGUUUCUAGUGGAUUACCCACAGUUCCGUGCACCACACACCAAAAGGUCGCUGUAACAGACCGUUUCAUUGCCUAAACCCUCACAUCAUCCAGAACACGACAAUGAUAACCGCUCUUCCAGAUCCUGGUGUAGUAAAGACAAGUAAAACGAAAUUUUGAACUAUAAAAAACGAAACGAAAUAGGAUCUGUGUUUUAAUCAGAUUGGUCCAAUACCACCUAUCACUGUUUGUGCGAAAGUUUAAAUAAAGGUUGUAAUUUGGUAAAUAAUUCGGUAUUCAGGUAAAGC
Patella vulgata (common limpet) is the source of this 3796-nucleotide messenger RNA. RefSeq lists its product as uncharacterized. Gene Ontology annotation, biological process: lipid transport; lipoprotein metabolic process. Lineage: Eukaryota; Metazoa; Mollusca; Gastropoda; Patellidae. The transcript is spliced from 2 exons. The record is from RefSeq and is a predicted model, not a curated record. Gene Ontology annotation, cellular component: membrane; extracellular region. Bases 52 to 984 code for a protein of 310 amino acids. Gene Ontology annotation, molecular function: lipid binding.